AUGCAUAAUUAACUAAUUAUUCCUACUACUUUUCUAAAACGAAAAUCGCGUUAUUAGCUUACCAAAGAUUUAUUAACACUUCAUGCCUAUUCGCUAAGUCAUCAACAGUAUGUACCUACUCAACAAUCAAUUAAAGACCAAGCUGUCAGCAGUUUCAAGAAAUUGGAUUUUUAAUUAGAUUUUGUCCCAUAUAUAUUGCAGUCUACAAGUUCAAAUCUCUUUCAAACAACAUGUUGUUUUUUAAAGAAAUAUGUUGUGCUGUUAUGUUGUGCGUAGUUUUCAACGGGUCAGGAUUUAAAUUAUAUGAUGCUGAACCGCUUCUCAGAGGCGCACCAAAAAUAAAACUUGACUGGCGAAGAGCUGGAGGAGGUCCUGAACAUAGACCCCGGCGGCGAGUACACCACCAUGAACUUCCAGUAUGAGCACGACCAGUACCUGGGGCAGUUUGAAAACAGCGAUAAGGGAGAGCGAUGCUAUAACGAUCAUGUCAGGUGCUUGACAUCCAUCAUGGCCGCUUCUCGACCGGUCUGCGGAACAGAUUCCAUCGGAACCAGAAGUGAAUUCGGCUCCAUGUGUGACUUGUACCUGGACAAUUGCAAGAGACAACAGGCUUAUUGGACCGUCAUCGAUAGCGGGAACUGCACUAGAGCUGCGACAGUAUAUAUUUAUGAUUUUGACGAAACAAAAACCAUUAAAUCUUCAGGCAGAUAA
Molecule: messenger RNA, 711 nt
Organism: Cydia pomonella (codling moth)
Lineage: Eukaryota; Metazoa; Arthropoda; Insecta; Lepidoptera; Tortricidae
Exons: 4
Coding region: 406-711 (101 amino acids)
Source: RefSeq, a predicted model, not a curated record